This is a messenger RNA of Drosophila rhopaloa, 1793 nucleotides long. RefSeq names its product alkaline phosphatase (gene Alp1). Gene Ontology annotation, biological process: dephosphorylation. Bases 64 to 1635 code for a protein of 523 amino acids. The record is from RefSeq and is a predicted model, not a curated record. NCBI's taxonomy places the organism in Eukaryota, Metazoa, Arthropoda, Insecta, Diptera, Drosophilidae. Gene Ontology annotation, molecular function: alkaline phosphatase activity. The transcript has 4 exons.
UCGUAACGAUUCCCUCGCUCCGAUCCCGACCAGUCGAAAGCCAGUUCAUCAAAAUUCCGUACGAUGCGUGCACUCCGGUUCUGGCUGGCUUUGGCCCUCCAACUCACGGCGUGUAGCAGCCAGUAUAAAUAUGGGCCAGAGCUGUCCUGGGACCUGCACUCCACCUCUGAGCUAAAGAGCAAGGAGUUUUGGUUCCACGAUGCCCAACGAUGCCUCUACGAGAAGCUCUCUACACCGCCCAACCAGUACAAGGCCAAGAACGUGAUCUUCUUCCUGGGAGACGGUAUGUCCGUGCCCACUGUGACCGCCGGCAGGAUCUACGAAGGACAACUGCGCGGGGUGGUGGGCGAACGGAAUCAACUGGAAUUCGAGAAGUUCAACUAUGUGGGCCUCUCAAAGACCUAUUGCGUCAAUAAACAGGUGUCCGACUCUGCCUGCACAUCCUCGGCCUAUUUGUCCGGGAUCAAGGCCAACUACCUGACCAUCGGGGUGACCGCCGAUGUGGAGUUGAACGACUGCAAGGCCUCCCGGCUGCCACAGAAUCGACUGUCCUCCAUCGCCGCGUGGGCGCUUCGGGGCAGAAAGUCGGCCGGAUUGGUGACCACAACGCGAGUGACCCACGCCAGCCCGGCGGGAGUGUAUGCCCACACCUCCAACCGCGACUUUGAGAGCGACUACGAUGUCACCAAAUUGGGGCAGAAUCCGGGCAAUUGUCCGGAUAUUGCCCAGCAAUUGGUGGACGGAGAGGUGGGCAAGCGAUUGCGGGUGGUGAUGGGUGGUGGAACCAUCAAGUUCCUGCCCAACACAACCACCGAUGCGUACGGAAACAGAGGUCAGCGCUUGGAUAACAGGGACCUCAUCGAGGAGUGGCAACAGACCAAGCCCGGUAACGCCCGGGUGGUGUUCAAUCGCACGGACCUUCUGGACAAUGAUGCCCAGAGCACCGACUUUCUGCUCGGCCUUUUCAAUGCCUCUCAUCUGGCCUAUCACCUGGACGACAGCGUGGACACUCCCACGCUUCCCGAGAUGACGGAGGCGGCUAUUAACGUCCUCUCCCGGGAUCCGAAUGGGUAUUUCCUCUUCGUGGAAGGCGGUCGGAUCGAUCAUGCCCACCACGAGACCAAGGCGAAAAAGGCUCUGGAUGAAACCGUCCAGUUUUCGGAGGCUGUGAGAAUGGCGCGACAACUCACGAAUCCCUGGGACACGCUGAUCGUGGUGAGUGCGGAUCACGGCCACACGGUCACGAUCAGCGGAUAUCCGGACGUAAAUAACAGCAUCGUGGGCCUCAACUCGGAGCUGAGUAAUGUGGACCAGUUGCCCUACACGUCCAUCUCGUACGCCAAUGGACCCAAAUACGAUAGAUUCUAUAAGUCAACGGAUGGCGAAGUGGAGCGCGUGGAUCUGCGGACCCUGGACUUCUCAAAUCAGGAUGCAAUCUAUCCGCACGGAGUUCCCAUGACCGAGGAGACCCAUGGCGGUGGCGAUGUGGCCGUUUACGCUCAUGGUCCGUGGUCACAUCUCUUCACUGGAGUUUACGAGCAGAGCACUUUGCCUCACCUAAUGGGCUUCGCUUCCUGUCUGGGUCCUGGAAUUACCUACUGCGAUCUCCAGCCCAAGGCGACGUACAAUCCAUAGUUAAUUACUUUAAAAUAGAUAAGAUAAAUGAUAAUAAACAAUUAAAUAUAUAUACAAAAUUUGUAUAAGCCCGAUUCUAUGUAAUGUUUCAUGAUGAAGUAAAUAAUUACUUUAUCUCAAAGGAAUAUUUUGAUAAAUAGAAAAACAGCAAAAUACAA